AUGGUAACACAAGCGGCUGGAGGAGACGGGCGCUCGCAAAGCAGGCCUCUUGACGAGAGCGAUGCUGCGCCCACGCCGCCGGGCGCCGGGGGAGACGAUGCCGGCGCAGCGGCCGCCAAGAAAAGGAAACUGGCAAGCACCGCCCGCGGUGUCGCGAACUUAACGCCGGAGCAGCUCGCCAAAAAGCGUGCCAAUGAUCGCGAGGCGCAGAGGGCUAUUCGCGAGCGCACAAAGAACCAGAUUCAAACUCUGGAGCGCCGCGUCGAGGAGCUCACCAGCCUGCAACCGUACCAGGAAUUGCAAGCGGCUAUAGAGGCCAAGGCAGUUCUCGAGAGGGAGAAUGCCGAUAUUCGCCAGCGGCUCGCCUCUGUUGUCAGCAUGUUGCAGCCUCUCAUCGGCCAGCUUCCAGAGACCGUGGCUCCUUCUACAGAGCAGCAUACAAAACGCAGCACCCGGGAGACUGCAGAACCGGACAGACGGACACGAUCACCCGCAGGCCAGCAAAGCGCCAGUUCCGGGACAAGCACGCUUCACGCCAACGGCCACGCCGCGCAGAGCGACCUCGACCAGCAGCGGGAGCAGCUUCGCCACGGACUCGCGAUGGGCCCUGAACGUCUCGGUCUCGGCUUCCUGCUCGACGCCAGCCACCAGGUCUCGCGCAUCCCGGGCUCCUCGGGCUCCUCCGCCGCCACGGGCCCAGGAGCCGUCGACACGCCGUCUACGUACCGCUAUCCCGCGCCGGCUCCCCGGCAAGGCUCCGUCGCUCCCAGCAGCAACAGCAGCAGCGGCGCCAUCUCGCCCGGCCCAUCCUCAUCCUCAACCCACCCGUCAGUGCCAUCAUCUUACAACAACAGCGCGUUCCCCUCUGGCUAUCCCUACCAGGGCCCGGACGCGAGCGCCGACCGCGCCGACAACGCCAGCAACGCCGACGAGACCAUUGUCGCGCCCAGCAGCAGCAGCGGCGGCGGCGUCCCGCGGUACGCCGCCCCCGUGCGCACCACGCCGCCCACGUGCCCGCUCGACUCGCUGCUCCUCGACUUUUUGCAGGAGCGGCGGCAGCGCGCCGCCGAGGGCCUGCCGGCGCACGAGGUCCUCGGCCCGCGGUACCCGUCCGUCUCAUCGCUCCUCAACCCCGCGAACAGCGCCUACGCCCACCCUCUGUCCCGCGUCUUCACCGACAUCCUCGCCAAGUUCCCAGACCUCUCGGGCCUGCCUGAGCGCGUCGCCGUGCUGUACAUCAUGUUCCUCGUCAUGCGCUGGCAGGUUGCGCCCACGCGCGAAAACUACGAGCGCCUGCCGCCCUGGGCGCGGCCCCUGCGCGCGCAGCUGCUCACCCCGCACCCGGCGUGGGUGGACCAUUUACCCUUUCCGCGCAUGCGCGAGGCGCUCGUCAAGGGCCACAGCUCGGGCGCGUACCCGUUUGAGCACUUUUUCAUCCCGUACACGACAACGCUGACGCUGUCGUGGCCGUACCACGACACGGACACGCUCCUGCAGAGCCCCCACUCGGAGGAGCUGAUGAUCAAUCCAGUGUUUGAGCGGCAUCUGAGGAAGCUGGAGAACUGGAAGCUGGGCGAGGCGUUUGCGCGGGCGUUUCCGGGGCUGGCGGACACGGGCAACGUGCCAGAGGGUGACCUGGUGGCGGCGAGGGCCAAGACGGCGACGACGACGAAAGGGAGGAUAUAA
Messenger RNA from Akanthomyces muscarius, 1686 nucleotides. RefSeq lists its product as uncharacterized. The record is from RefSeq and is a predicted model, not a curated record. Lineage: Eukaryota; Fungi; Ascomycota; Sordariomycetes; Hypocreales; Cordycipitaceae. Bases 1 to 1686 code for a protein of 561 amino acids. Gene Ontology annotation, molecular function: DNA-binding transcription factor activity. Gene Ontology annotation, biological process: regulation of DNA-templated transcription. The transcript has 3 exons.